Molecule: messenger RNA, 3341 nt
Organism: Capsicum annuum
Lineage: Eukaryota; Viridiplantae; Streptophyta; Magnoliopsida; Solanales; Solanaceae
Product: ankyrin repeat domain-containing protein 13C
Exons: 2
Coding region: 1157-3127 (656 amino acids)
Cellular component (GO): cytoplasm
Molecular function (GO): protein binding
Source: RefSeq, a predicted model, not a curated record
UUCUGUACUUUUAAAACUUUUUUGUGUAAUUUUUUUGAUCCUUUUCUUUUCCUUGACCAGUUUUGUGUUUUUGCUUUAUCAAGAUUCUCCAAAAAGAAAAAAAAAAAAAGAAGAAAAUUCCUUUAUAAAAUUCUUACAUAAAGAAUAAAAGAAUAAAAAAAAAAGAAAAAGAAAAGGAAAGUGUUCCCUUUUUGUUUCAAGAUUCUUGAACCACCCCCCACAUGCAUGUUUUUGGGGUUUGUCUGAUCUGGAUCAGAUCACCAAGAUCUCCAUUUUUUAAAUUUUUCUGUGGGUUCAUAAGCUAAAGGGCUGUGUGUGCCUUUUUUGCCUACAAAUUUUGGGUCUUUUAUGUGCUAGUAGUACAACAACAAUAAUAAGGUGUGUGUGAUUUCUUGACUUUUUACUCUUUGGGUCCCUCUUAAAGAUUCCAUACCUUUGUUGUUUGUAGUAAAGAUUUGUUCUUUUCUUGGUUUGUGUUGUUUCUUGAUUUGAACUGUGGGGUGGAAUGAUUUUGGGGAAAGACUUUGUGUGUUGAGUUGUUAUUGUGUUGUUUUGUGUAAAGGGUGUUGGGAGAAAUUGGUAUAAGUGAUAAAAAAUUGAAUCUUUUUAGGCAUUCUGUUUAGUGGUUGUGUCUAAUAUAUAGUCUUGAUUUUGGGAAGUGCUUUGUGUGUGAGUUGUUAUUGGCUUGUUUUGUGUAAAGGGUGUUGGGAGAAAUUGGUGUAAGUGGAAAAAAAUGAUGCUUUUUGGGCAUUCGGUUCAGAGGUUGUCUAUGUAGUGUUGAUUUUGGGUGGAGUGAGUUGUUAUUUUCUUGUUUUGUGAAAGGAGUGUUAGGAGAAAUUGGUAUAUAUUGUUGUUUAAGUGUGAAAAAUUGAUUCUUGUAAGGCAAUCUGUUUAGUGGCUGUGUCUAUAUAGUGUUGAUUUUGGGUGGAGGGAGUUGUUAUUGUCUUGCUUAGUGAAAAGGUUGUUGGGAGAAAUUGGUAUAUGUUGUUUUAAGUGGAAAAAAAUGAUUCUUGUAAGGCAUUCUGUUUAGUGUCUGUCUGCAUAGUGUUGAUUUUUGGGUGGAGGGAGUUGUUGGUUUAUGGAUUUUUAAUGAUUUGAGUUGGGUUUGGCAGUUUAAUUGUAGCGUAGGGGGUGGCUUUUGAGUACUUCUUGAGGCAUGGCUGGUACUGAUGUUUCGAAAUAUGGACACAGUCCUGUGCAUAAAGCUAUAAUCUUGAAAGAUUAUGCUUCUCUGAGGAAGAUAAUUGCUGGCCUGCCUAGGCUUUGUGAUCCUACUGAGAUUCAUACAGAAGCGGUAUCGUUGGCGGAGGAAGCUAAGGCUGAUGCUAUUUCUUCAGUGAUUGAUCGACGGGAUGUCCCUAAUCGGGAAAGCCCUCUUCAUUUGGCUGUGAAACUUGGUGACGAGACUGCAACCGAGAUGCUUAUGCUUGCUGGUGCAGAUUGGAGCUUGCAGAAUGAACACGGCUGGAGUGCCUUGCAGGAGGCAAUAUGUAAUAGGGAAGAAAGGAUUGCGAAGAUCAUAGUUAGGCACUAUCAGCCUUUGGCUUGGGCAAAAUGGUGUAGAAGGUUACCGCGAUUGAUUGGGACAAUGAAGAGGAUGAGGGAUUUUUAUAUGGAAAUAACAUUUCACUUUGAGAGCUCUGUUAUACCUUUCAUUUCUAGGAUUGCGCCUUCGGAUACGUAUAAAAUUUGGAAGAGGGGUGCAAAUUUAAGGGCUGAUAUGACUCUGGCUGGCUUCGAUGGCUUCCGAAUUCAGCGAUCUGAUCAGAGCAUACUUUUCCUUGGUGAUGGUUCCGAGGAUGGUAAAGUCGCUCCUGGAUCACUUUGCAUGAUCUCGCAUAAAGAAAAGGAAAUUAUGAAUGCCUUAGACGGCGCUGGUGCUCCAGCGACUGAGGCAGAAGUACAGCAAGAAGUUGCUGCAAUGUCCCAAACGAACAUAUUCAGGCCUGGGAUUGAUGUAACUGAAGCAGUUCUGUUGCCCCAAACGACAUGGAGGCGUCAGGAGAAAACAGAGAUGGUAGGAUCUUGGAAAGCUAAAGUAUAUGAUAUGCAUAAUGUGGUUGUGAGCAUAAAAUCAAGGAGGGUUCCUGGAGCAAUGACAGAUGAUGAGUUUUUCAAUGCUUGCAAUGAAAACGAAACGGAGAGUGAAGAGUUUGAUGAUAUCCUGACAGAGGAGGAAAGAAGGCAGCUUGAGGUUGCUCUCAAGUCGGACUCUUCAGAUUUAAGCAACGAAAACGGAGAUGGAAUCAUUGCACAUCGCCAUAGCUGUUAUGAACAAAGGGAUAUUCCCAUUGAGGGGAUAAAUGGUUGCAGAAAUGACGAUAGUAGUAAGCAGGAAAAGAAGAGAUGGUUUAACAGCUGGAGGAAACGGGAUAUGAAAACAGAAGGGGAGAAACGAGUACUCCAUCCAAGAAGUUCCGUAUGUGUCGAGGAGAAGGUUGGGAAUUAUAUCGAGGGUUCUCCACCUUUAAAUGAAACUAUGCCGGGGAGACAUUCCGUGGAUGUCAGAGUGACCAGGGACGAGCUUAGACAAGGAAGAGAUGCAAAGGCUUCUACAUCUAGCCAUGCUGAAAAUGGAAGUCGACGCAAAGAUGUAGGCCGAGAAAAUGAGUAUAAGAAAGGAUUGAGGCCCGUUCUUUGGCUUUCUCCAGAUUUCCCAUUGAAAACUGAAGAGCUCCUUCCUUUACUUGACAUUCUAGCUAACAAAGUUAAAGCUAUCCGGCGGUUGAGGGAGAUGCUCACAACAAAACUUCCAAAAGGAACCUUCCCAGUUAAGGUAGCAAUUCCGGUUGUUCCAACGAUAAGAGUAUUAGUGACUUUCACAAAGUUUGAAGAACUGGAGCCACUAGACGAAUUCGCAACUCCUCCUUCCAGUCCUACUGGUCCAGGCAGGGAGAGUCCAUCAGCGCCGCAGCCCUCAAGUUCAUCAUGGUUUCAGUGGAUAAAAGCCCCAUAUCAACGCCCUAGCUCUUCAUCUACAGGCGGCAGUCCAAGUAAUAGAAUCGAAAACGUUCAAGAUCCCUUUGCAGUCCCUCAAGAUUACACAUGGAUAUCAGCAGAAGCAAAGAGAAAGAAAAUGCAGGAAAAGGAAAAGGCCAAGAAAGGAAAGAGUAGGAAACAACAGUAGCUAGCUAGCUAUCUGAAGCACCACAUGAUUCAUAUACAAUGUGUUAAUUACAUUCUUCGAUAUUUUCUCAACUUGUUUUAGUAUAUUUUCGAGAUCCUGAAUACAUUAUUGUGGGUGGUAUAAAAGUUGAAAUUCGCGCGAUUCUUCCAAAUGCUUGUUGAUCAAUGUGGAACAAUUGUUUUUGUUACAAGUGAAUGUUCCCACAGUUGCAUGA